Messenger RNA from Hemicordylus capensis (graceful crag lizard), 1017 nucleotides. RefSeq names its product probable G-protein coupled receptor 33. NCBI's taxonomy places the organism in Eukaryota, Metazoa, Chordata, Lepidosauria, Squamata, Cordylidae. The transcript has a single exon. Gene Ontology annotation, cellular component: plasma membrane. Gene Ontology annotation, molecular function: complement receptor activity; G protein-coupled receptor activity. Gene Ontology annotation, biological process: inflammatory response; phospholipase C-activating G protein-coupled receptor signaling pathway; positive regulation of cytosolic calcium ion concentration. The record is from RefSeq and is a predicted model, not a curated record. The coding region runs from base 1 to 1017 and encodes 338 amino acids.
AUGACUAUUAUCUUGGGGGAUGCGCUGAACACAACAAACAACAGCAGCUACUCAGCAGAAAUAACCCCCAUGAACAUGGCUGUUGCUCUGUUGAUCUUGGCGUCCUUCCUGGUGGGCUCAGUCAUGAAUGGUCUCCUCCUCUGGGUGCUGGGGAUGAAGAUAAAGAGAACAGUCAAUACCCUCUGGUUUCUCCACUUGAUCUUCACCUACUUAAUCUCUGCUUCUUUCAUGCCUUUCCUUGCUGUCAACACCCUCCUUGGUUCCCACUGGGUCUUUGGAACCACGAUGUGUAAGCUCAUCAACUCCUUUGGUUCGGUUGGGAUGUUCACCACAGUCUUUCUGCUCACCAUCAUCAGCUUGGACCGCUACUUGCUCAUCUGCCACCCCAUCUGGUCCCAGCUAAACCGGACAAUUUCUCGGGCACGGAGACUGCUCGUAGGGGUGUGGUUUGCUUCCCUAGCCCUGAGUGCUCCCUACUUGGCUUUCCGGGAGAUUCGAGUGAUGGAGAAAGGCAGGAUCGAGUGUGUCAAUAAUUAUGCUUUAUCCAGUGACUGGGAUGAGGCAAACACACAGACCCUAAGUUAUUAUGUUCACUUGGCUCUCUUUGUGGUUCGGUUCCUGCUGGCCUUUCUGAUUCCCUUCUUCAUCAUAACAAGCUGUUAUUUCUGGAUGGGUCACGAAAUGAAGAAGAAAAAGUUGGCAAGGACUGAGAAAUCUUACAGAGUCUUGAUGGCUGCUGUGAUAUCAUUCUUCCUCUGCUGGCUUCCCUAUCAUUUCCUUCAAGGUGCAUUGCUGCUUGGGGACGAGCAUGGCACAUUAGUUGGGGUCUUGAAGAAAGUUUUUGCUUCUGGAGCCUGUUUCAAUUACUGUUUCACCCCCAUUCUUUAUGUCUUUGUUGGGGAGAAAUUCCAGCAGAUCUUCAAGAUGUCAAUCUUUGCUCUUCUUAAGAAAGGUUUUGUGGAUUAUCCCAUUAUGCCUGGGGAUUCAAUCCUGGGGACUAGUAAUGAAGGCCAUUAG